This is a messenger RNA of Trypanosoma grayi, 510 nucleotides long. RefSeq lists its product as hypothetical. The transcript has a single exon. The coding region runs from base 1 to 510 and encodes 169 amino acids. NCBI's taxonomy places the organism in Eukaryota, Euglenozoa, Kinetoplastea, Trypanosomatida, Trypanosomatidae. The record is from RefSeq and is a predicted model, not a curated record.
AUGCCGGAGGGUGAGGCGCUGAAUGGUCCGCUUUGCUGCGCGGCCAUCGACCACGCGGCGAGUGCUGCGGACGUGUUGCAGGAGCUGGAGAUGUUUCUGCACGGCUUGCAUGAGCGGCAUGCAGCCAUCCACCAGGAAAUAAAGGGGUUGACAGAGGAGCUGCUGGGGCACGGCCUCCGCCCAUGCCUCAACGCACUCCGUGAGAAGUGCCAGCAGCUGGAGACCACUUUCCACGCGAUUGACCAGCUGCAGCAGACAAUGGAUCAGAUCAAUCAGCUUAUUCUCACUGUUCACGCCACGCUAAAGCCCAUUGACACUUCCCCGGAUGUUGUGGGAAAGGCUUCCUCCUUGCUCGCCUCUUUUGGCUUUGCGCUGAAGAGUGAGCGGGCCAACGCGGGUCUGUGGUCACGUGUGCCGUCGUAUGCAAUGCUGGAGAGCCGCACCCCGAAGGAGUUUCUCGAGGGGAUGCACACUGUCUUCGCCCCUCUUUGCUCGAGUGAAAAUCCAUGA